Messenger RNA from Panicum hallii, 1982 nucleotides. RefSeq lists its product as uncharacterized. The transcript is spliced from 11 exons. NCBI's taxonomy places the organism in Eukaryota, Viridiplantae, Streptophyta, Magnoliopsida, Poales, Poaceae. Gene Ontology annotation, molecular function: cysteine-type deubiquitinase activity. The record is from RefSeq and is a predicted model, not a curated record. Bases 479 to 1504 code for a protein of 341 amino acids. Gene Ontology annotation, biological process: protein deubiquitination.
UGGACCCACGUGUCAAUCGAUCGAGGAGGAAGACCAACGGGCGGGAGAGAGAGGGGAUUUCCCCUUUUACGAAUCCAAAUUGAGAGGGAAGCGGGGAGCCCAAUCGACCGAUCUAUCUAUUCGAUUCGAUUCCCCUUCCCUUCCGAUUGAUUCCUCUCCUCUCCUCCCCUCCCCUCCUCCCCUCCCACCGCAAGCAAUCCCCGGCCUCCUCGUCUCCUCCCUCCUCUACACGUCAUCCACCACUGGCUUGGAUUCGAGUUUAAGUAAUAGUAACCCGGCGGCCUUAAGGCGGAGGUGCGGCGGCGGCGGCGGCGGCGGCGCCCUGAGGUGAGGUGAGGUCAGGUCAGGUCGGCAUCGCAUCAUCCCGAAGGCGACAUCCCACGAUACUUGUAACUCGCUUCCUUACCGCACAAACGACAAGAAGAAGAACAAGAGAUUGCUCAUUCGUUCACCAUCACCAGGUGGAGAGCCAUUAUCCAUGGUUUUGUACGACCAAGACCCAGAUAUCACCCGAUGGGGCCUUCAUCUCCUCCUCCCAGGUGGAGGUGGAGGUGGAGGUGCUGCUACCGACAACUCUGCCCAUCAUCACACUAGGCCCCCUCAGCAUCCCAACGGGGAUACCUCCAAUUCCACUGAGAUCAAGGUUGAGCAUAUCGCCCGCAACGAUGCCGUUGACAAUGAUGAGAUCAUCGCGCAAGCCCUGCAGGAGGAACUGUCCCAAAUCGCCCUUGCCGAAGCAUCUGGAGCAUCCUCCGCUCACGACAACCACUCCGCUGUUCUCACGCAACAGUGGUUUCGCCCACGCACCAUCCAUGUAGCAUCAGCUUCUCGACAGGCAGAGAGCAGGGAGGAACCGUUUAGUUCAUGCUCAAGCCCUGGAGAUGACAAUGUCCAACAUGGCGAGGCAUGCUUGAUCGACCUCAUGGAUGACUUCUCUGUCCUAGACGGCGAAGUUGGCAAAAGAUUGAAUGACAUGGUUCCUGUUCCUCAUGUUCCUAAGACAAAUGGAGAGAUUCCUUCUGUUGAUGAAGCCAUCUCCGAUCAUCAAAGACUCCUUGACAGGUUGGUGCUGUAUGGUUUGGUUGAGCUCAAGGUUAAAGGAGAUGGCAAUUGUCAGUUUCGAGCAUUGUCAGAUCAAUUUUACCGCACUCCUGAACAUCACAGAUUUGUUCGGCAGCAAGUGGUGAAGCAGCUUGAAUCACAUCCUGAGUUUUAUGCGGGAUAUGUCCCUAUGGAUUACAAGGAAUAUCUGAAAAAGAUGCCAAAGAGUGGAGAGUGGGGUGACCACGUUACGUUGCAGGCUGCUGCAGACUCGUAUGGUGUGAAGGUUUUCAUCCUGACAUCAUUCAAAGAUACAUGCUACAUUGAAAUCCUUCCUGUUGUUGAGAAAUCAAGAAGAGUUAUAUGCUUGAGCUUUUGGGCUGAGGUGCACUACAACUCGAUAUAUCCGGAAGGAGAGUUACCUGUUUUGGAGAACAAAAAGAAGAGUUGGUGGCCCUUCUAGCGGUAGCAGUUCCAGGUCAGGAAGAAGAUUAGAGCAGCUAACCACUGAAUGAUUCAUCCGGUGGCAUCUCAUCACGGAUUUUGUCAGGCCAUGUGACUUGACUGACAGCGAUGGAACGGGUGGGCUCCGAUAGGAUAGGGGCAUGUAAUGUACGUAGAUACUAGCAGCAGUAUCUGUACAGAAGACGGAGAGGUGAUUAGCAUGGAAGGGAGGUGAUUAGACAGAGAGGUCAUUCAUUUUCUGAUUUGUGGCUGGGCCUUUAUUAGGAUCAUUCUUUUGUUCUUUGGACAGGACAGCUCAGACUGUAAUUACUACCGAGUACUUGACUUGGUUGGAAACACAGUGCCUGGAAAUAGAAAAGGGUAAAAAACCAACACGUCCGUUGAGUUGAUGAUAGCUCGAGAGGAAGCAGAGCUUUGAUUGAUUGCCAGCGUGUGGAUCAGGAAUUGGAGAAAUAAGUUAGCGCAGUUUUCAUUGA